CCCUCUGUCUCCUGUUUAUAUAAUUCAAUCCUCUCAUGCAUCUCUCUCCUCUUCCUUCCAUCUGUCCAUCCACCCACCUCGUUACUUUCUUUAUCACCGCAAGUUAUUAUCAAUCGCCAUUCCCUCCUGAUUUACUGCAUCACUCUCCAUCGCAUAUACACAAAUUGGGAUAAUCAUCUCCGUCAUGAGCGACAACCCGCUCUCCCCCAACCCUCGACCCGACACUUCUUUCCAACCUCACGAUGAGCUCCACCCAGAUCCCACCCCUUCCACCUCGAUCGCCGCCCAAGACCAUCGGCGUGACGAUCAUCUCGCCGACAUCGCCGCUCAAGCACAAACGACCGAUGGUCAGACUUUGACCACUGGUGUUCCUUACCCUACCGCCAUCGGAGCGGCCAACGUCGUCCCUUCUCUCCCAUCUCAUCUCAAGGUCGACUCUGAACCUCCCAGUCGACAUUCCUCCGAGGUCAAUCGAGCCGUAGCUCUGGAUUUGGAAAGAGAGAAAGCACAAGCACGGGAACUCGCACACAAGAACAAACAUAAAAUAGGUAAACACCAAAAGGCAUCUACUCUGUCGGAGAAAAACGACAAAGAUCAAGCUUCACUUUCUUCAUCUGACGAUGAUCCCAAGACCGAAAAGAAGAAUCGUUUGCCUUGGGGUAAAGCUCGUAGUGCUAAAGAAAAGGAAGCUAAGAAAAUCAAAGAUAAAGAAGCCGAAGCAGCUGCUAUUCCACCUGUAUCAUUCCGCCAGUUAUUCCGCUUCGCCACACCCUUCGAACUGGUAUGCGACUUUGUCGGUUUGAUCCUUGCUAUUGGAGCUGGUGCCGCACAACCACUCAUGACUCUCAUCUUCGGUCGACUUACUACUUCAUUCACCGAUUAUGGGAUCGCCGUACAGCAGAUCACUUCGUCCAACUCCCCCGAAGCCCAGGCCGCAUUGGAAGCCGCCAAACAUCAACUCAGGAUCGAUUCAGGUCACAAUGCUCUGUACCUGGUUGCAAUCGGCGUCGGCAUGUUCUUGGCUACUUGGGCCUACAUGUUCAUCUGGAACACCACCGGAGAGUUGAAUGCCAAGAGGGUCAGAGAAAAGUACCUCCGUGCUGUGUUGCGUCAAGACAUUGCCUAUUUUGAUGAUUUGGGAGCUGGUGAGGUCGCCACGCGUAUUCAGGUCGAUUGUGAUCUUGUCCAAACCGGUACAAGUGAGAAAGUCGGGUUGUCAGCGCAAUACAUUGGUACUUUUUUCACUGGUUUCAUAUUGGCCUAUGUCAGAUCAUGGCGCUUAGCCCUGGCGCUCUCUAGUAUGUUUCCCGUUAUUCUAGCUACUGGAGGAGUUCUCUUCGUUUUCAUGACCAAAUUCUCCACCGUCUCUUUGGGACAUAUCGCCAAAGCCGGAUCCCUCGCCGAAGAGGUUGUCGCUAGUAUUCGUACGAUCAAAGCCUUCGGCUCGAGCAGGACACUCGGAAGAGGUUUCGACGACCAUAUCGAGGGUAGCCGACGGGUCGGUGUCAAAGGAACUUGGUUCGAAGGUGCCGGAUUGUCGACCAUGUUUUUCACGCUCUACGCCGGUUACGCUCUCGCCUUUUACUUUGGCGGUGUUCUCGUCGCUGAAGGUCACGCUACAUCUGGUAUAGUUAUCACCGUCUUUUUGUCGAUUUUAAUCGGUUCUUUUUCCAUGGCCAUGUUGGCUCCGGAAACUCAAGCUAUUGCCAAAGCUCAAGCAGCCGCCGCCAAGCUGUUCGCCACUAUCGACAGAGUACCGGACAUCGACUCUGCGAAUCCAUCGGGAGAGCGCCCGGAACAUGUCGAGGGUGUCAUCUCUUUCGAAAACGUCCGCUUCCAUUAUCCUUCCCGUCCUGACGUGCCAAUAUUGAAAGGUCUUACGACUACUUUUGAAGCUGGACGUACGGUCGCGUUGGUUGGUGCAAGCGGGAGUGGGAAGUCUACUGUGGUGGCUUUGGUCGAAAGGUUUUACGAUCCGAUUCAGGGGUGCGUCAAGUUUGACGGGCGUGAUAUCAAAACUCUCAAUCUAAAGUGGUUCCGCCAACAAAUUGGGUUUGUACAGCAGGAACCUACUCUAUUCGCCACAACCGUCCGCGGGAACGUCGAACACGGUCUUAUUGGCUCUCGCUGGGAAAACGCAUCGGAUGCCGACAAGUUCGAAUUGGUCAAGAAAGCCUGUAUCGAUGCCAAUGCGCACGAUUUUAUCUUGAAAUUGCCAAAUGGAUACGAGACUUUGGUCGGCGAGCGUGGAAUGCUCCUCUCUGGCGGUCAAAAACAACGUGUGGCUAUCGCUAGGGCUAUCGUCUCUGAUCCACGUAUUUUACUGCUUGAUGAGGCUACCUCUGCUCUUGACACUCAAUCAGAGGGUAUCGUGCAGGACGCCCUUGACAAGGCAUCAAAGGGCCGUACAACCAUCACCAUUGCUCAUCGACUGUCCACGAUUAGAGACGCGGACAAGAUCUUGGUCAUGGGUGGUGGGGAAAUUUUGGAAGAAGGCACUCAUAACUCGCUUCUUACCAAUGAAGACGGUCCAUACGCCCAACUGGUCAACGCUCAAAAAUUAGCCGCAGCCGAAAACCUCAUCAUUGUCGAUGACGAAGUCGCCACCACUGCUCCAGCCGCCCCUGGAUCACCCAAGACUGAAAGACUGCCCGAUCUCAAAAGGGCUAUCACCGGUCGUUCACUCGCCUCUGCCAUUUUGGAGGACCGUCGACUCCGUCACGAGGCCGACGAUGCUCAAGCAGACAAGCCUGCUUCGUCUCUGAAGCUGUAUUGGCGGUUAAUACGACUCAACUCAGAAGACAGGUACAUGUACAUUGUCGGAUUCAUGGGUUCCGUCGCCGCCGGUAUGGUCUAUCCCUCUCUCGCCAUUCUUUUCGGUUCGGCGUUGCAGGAUUUUCAAAUCACCGAUCCUCAACAACUCAAGCAUGCUCUCGCCAAUCGGGCUUUGUGGUAUUUCGUCACCGCCCUGGCGGCUGCAGUCGCAAUCUACCUUCAGACAAUGUUCAUGAGUCGAGCCGGAUGGAACCUUUCCGCCAAACUCCGAAGUCUUGCUUUCCGCUCUGUGUUGAAGCAUGACAUUGAUUGGUUUGACGAAGAGAAGAAUACCACGGGUUCUGUUACCGCUGAUCUUGCGGAUAAUCCUCAAAAAGUUCAAGGAUUGUUCGGGCCAACAUUAGGAACCAUCAUUCAAUCCUGUGCCACCCUUCUCGGUGGAUGUAUAAUCGGGUUGAGUUAUGGGCCUCUUCUCGCUCUUAUCGGUAUCGCCUGUCUUCCCCUCACGGUAUCAGGAGGAUACAUUCGAUUGAAAGUCGUCGUGCUUGCCGAUAGAAAAAUGAAGAAGAUUCACGCUAGUAGUGCCACCAUGGCAUCCGAAGCCGCAGGAGCAGUCCGAACCGUCGCUGCUCUCACUCGUGAAGACGACGUAGAUCGCUUAUACUCUCAAAGUUUAGAAGCUCCUAUGAGAAUGGCCAUUCGUGGUUCUCUUCGGUCACAAGCUUUAUACGCCGCUAGUCAAGGUAUAACUUUUCUCGUCAUCGCUCUAGUCUUUUACGUUGGAUGUCUUUGGCUCAUUUCUGGAAGAUACACAACUAGUGAAUUCUACACCGUACUCAAUUCUGUCAUUUUCGCAUCUAUCCAAGCUGGUAACAUCUUCACUUUCGUUCCCGAUGCUUCUAAAGCUGCCUCGGCCGCCCAGGCUAUAUUCCGUUUGGUAGAUUAUCAACCCACAAUCGAUGAGAACACUUCAGCGCCAGGAAUCGUACUUGAUCCAUCAAAGGUGGAAGGUCAUAUCAAGUUGGAAGGUAUACAUUUCCGAUAUCCCUCUCGACCAGGUGUGAGAGUUUUGAGGGAACUCGAUGUGGAUUGUCCAGCUGGGAAAUAUGUCGCUUUGGUCGGUCCUAGUGGAUGUGGGAAAUCAACAACUAUUCAAAUGUUAGAAAGGUUUUAUGAUCCGCUAGCUGGAAAAGUAACUUUGGACGGUGUGGAUAUAAAAGAUAUCAACGUGGCUAGUUAUAGAUCUGAAAUGGCUUUGGUUUCUCAAGAACCUACGCUUUAUGCCGGUACAGUGAGAUUUAAUGUGUUGUUGGGAGCGAAUAAACCGAUGGAUCAGGUGACUCAAGAAGAGAUUGUGAGAGCUUGUAAGGAUGCGAAUAUUUAUGAUUUCAUCAUGAGUCUUCCGGAUGGGUUUGAGACUGAGGUUGGAGGAAAAGGAUCUCAGUUGUCUGGUGGACAGAAACAACGAAUAGCCAUCGCAAGAGCACUCAUUCGUAAUCCCAAAAUCUUGUUGUUGGACGAAGCGACCUCUGCUUUAGAUUCACAAUCUGAACGUGUGGUGCAAGACGCUUUGGACAGAGCUGCAAAAGGAAGAACUACGAUAGCUAUCGCACAUAGAUUAUCUACAAUUCAAAGAGCUGAUAUCAUAUAUUGUUUUGGAGAGGGAAAAGUGAUUGAGAAAGGGACGCAUAAUGAGUUGUUGGCGAAACGUGGGGCGUAUUGGGAAUUGGUCCAAAUGCAAAACCUCAGUAGACAAUGAUACAUGUAACAUCAAACCGCAUCUCUCUAUCCAUUCCUCCACUUUAGAUCCCACUCUCACCCGUCAUAUAGUCAUCAUUCAACUUGUCAUGCAUGUAAUCUUGUAAUUUGUG
Messenger RNA from Tremella mesenterica DSM 1558, 4646 nucleotides. RefSeq lists its product as uncharacterized. Gene Ontology annotation, biological process: transmembrane transport. Gene Ontology annotation, cellular component: membrane. The record is from RefSeq and is a predicted model, not a curated record. Bases 185 to 4534 code for a protein of 1449 amino acids. Gene Ontology annotation, molecular function: ATP binding; ABC-type transporter activity; ATP hydrolysis activity. NCBI's taxonomy places the organism in Eukaryota, Fungi, Basidiomycota, Tremellomycetes, Tremellales, Tremellaceae. The transcript is spliced from 8 exons.